AAUUCGGCAUCUGGACGCAGAUUUUGUUCUCAGUCGGAUCCGAACCGCGCUGACUGUCAGAUGAGGAUGAUGAUGAUGAUGAUGAUGAUGAUGUGAGGAUCCGCCGACUGAACCGAUUCUCGUGAAUAUCAGAGAAUAAACAGACGCUCAUCCUGACAGAACAUGACGGAGCUUCACCGCAGAUGCUCUCCGCCCGGGUUCAGCCGCUCCAGCGCCGCGGGUGGAGGUGGAGGAAAAGGCGGAUUAUCUCAGCCGGCUGGAUGGCGCUGUCUGCUGUCUCUCACCAUCCUUUUCCUGGCGUGUGUGUGCGGAUUCAUCUCCAGACUGUUCGCGGUGAUCCGCUUCGAGAGCCUCAUCCAUGAGUUUGAUCCGUGGUUUAAUUACAGAUCCACCCAUCAUCUGAGCACCAGCGGCUUCUACGAGUUCCUCAACUGGUUUGAUGAGAGAGCCUGGUAUCCUCUGGGGCGGAUCGUCGGAGGAACGGUCUAUCCUGGUCUGAUGGUGACCGCGGGUCUGAUUCACUACAUCCUGAACCUCGUCCACCUGAGCGUUCACAUCCGGGACGUCUGCGUGUUCCUGGCGCCCGUCUUCAGCGCUCUGACCGCCAUCGCCACCUUCCUGCUGACGCGGGAGCUGUGGAGUCAGGGGGCGGGGCUUCUGUCCGCCUGCUUCAUGGCCGUCGUCCCCGGAUACAUCUCACGCUCGGUCGCCGGGUCCUUCGAUAACGAGGCCGUGGCCAUAUUCGCCCUGCAGUUCACCUACUUCCUGUGGGUGAAGUCCAUCAAAACUGGAUCGGUGUUCUGGACCGUCGGAUGCUGCCUCUCGUAUUUCUACAUGGUGUCGGCUUGGGGCGGUUACGUCUUCAUCAUUAAUCUGAUUCCUCUUCACGUGUUUGUUCUGUUGUUGAUGCGACGCUUCAGUAAGAGAGUUUACAUCGCGUACAGCACGUUCUACAUCAUUGGUCUGAUUCUGUCGAUGCAGAUUCCUUUUGUUGGUUUUCAGCCAAUCAGAACCAGUGAACACAUGGCAGCGGCCGGUGUGUUCAUUCUCGUGCAGCUCUACUCGUUCCUGCAGUUCCUGCGAGACAGACUGACGCUGCAGGACAAACAGACUCUGUUUUCUGUCUUCGUUUGUGUCGCUGCGCUGCUGCUGUUUGUUUGUGUCGUUUACUUCAGUGGCAUCGGUUGGAUCGCUCCGUGGAGCGGACGCUUUUAUUCCCUCUGGGACACGGGCUACGCUAAGAUUCAUAUUCCGAUCAUCGCGUCGGUAUCGGAGCAUCAGCCCACCACCUGGGUUUCCUUCUUCUUUGAUCUUCACAUCCUGGUCUGCACCUUCCCAGCAGGCCUGUGGUUCUGCAUCAGGAACAUCAGCGCAGAGCGCGUGUUCGUGGUUCUGUACGGCAUCAGCGCGGUGUAUUUCGCCGGUGUGAUGGUGCGGCUCAUGCUGACUCUGACGCCGGUGGUGUGCGUUCUGUCGGCCGUGUGUUUCUCCAGCGUGUUUGAGCGCUAUCUGGGCGACGAGCUCAAGCAGGACGAUCCUCCGGCUGAAGACGCGCCGGCGACAAACGACAGGAAGAACUUUGGGAGUCUCUAUGAUAAGGCUGGUAAGCUGCGUAAGCAUCACGUGUGUGAAGAGGGUUUGGGUUCAAACAUCAGGAGUCUGGUGAUGGUCCUCCUGCUGCUGCUGCUGCUGAUGUUCACCGUUCACUGCACGUGGGUCACCAGCAACGCUUACUCCAGUCCCAGUGUCGUGCUGGCUUCACACAACCAUGACGGCUCACGCAGCAUCCUGGACGAUUUCAGAGAGGCGUACUAUUGGCUGCGACUCAACACCGAUCAACACGCUCGUGUCAUGAGCUGGUGGGAUUAUGGGUAUCAGAUCGCAGGCAUGGCCAACAGAACCACGCUAGUGGACAACAACACCUGGAACAACAGCCACAUCGCGCUGGUGGGCAAAGCCAUGGCGUCCAAUGAGAGCACGGCGUAUGACAUCAUGAGGCUGCUGGACGUGGACUAUGUGCUGAUCAUCUUCGGAGGGGUGAUCGGAUACUCAGGCGACGACAUCAACAAGUUCCUGUGGAUGGUGAGGAUCGCUGAGGGAGAACAUCCUAGAGACGUGCGGGAGAGUGAUUUCUUCACACCUCAGGGAGAGUUCAGGGUGGAUAAAGCUGCGUCUCCAGCGCUGCUCAACUCUCUGAUGUAUAAGAUGUCUUACUAUCGCUCCGGAGAAAUGCAGCUGGACUUCAGAACUCCUCCAGGAUUCGACCGGACUCGAAACGCCGAGAUCGGAAACAAAGACGUGAAGCUGAAGCACCUGGAGGAAGCCUUCACCUCGGAGCACUGGCUCGUUCGGAUCUAUAAAGUCAAAGAUCUGGAGAACAGACAGCCGCUGGAGCGCAGACCUCCAGUCACACACAGACUCUCCUCCAGAAAGGGCUGCAGGAGGAAACGAGGAUUCAUUAAAAACAAACUUGUUCUGAAGAAAGGUAGAAGACUGAACCGGAGACAGAAGAGAACGAGACUAGUCUGAACCGAAGCGGAUCAGUGAAGAUGAAGACUGACUGUUUGAUUUCAGCUGGUGCUCUGUUGCUCUUUCACCGUUUCAUACUUGAAUAUGUGUUUGAUAUGACCGAGAAUAAAAGGUUUUUUAAUAGGUCAUGAAGGAAAUUGUAAACUUUUGGACAUUAAAGCUGAUGGAGAAUGAAGAUGUUGCUCACGUUCUCCUCAUUUUAAACAUUUACAAUUAAAAAUCACAAUUAUCCCAAUCACAAAAUAUUUAAGACAAAUAUAAGAUUUUUCUACAGGAAUUGCAUAUACCAUGAUAACGUUCUAGGUUUUAAAGGUGCUGUAUGUAGGAUUGACACUGAGUGGUUCAACUAGGUAUUGCAGUCCAAAUUUUUUCACCCGUCCCAGAAGACACAUUUUCAGAGGAGAAGAAUUGUCUGUAUCAUAGUUUUUCAGAUAAACAAGUAUGUUAACUUAGCUUGAUUCUUAAACAUCUUCUAACAUAUUAUAGUAUUUUUAUUCUUUAGCAGAAUCAGAUUCCUACCGGUUUUAGGGCAAUAUUGAUGACUGUAUAUUAAAAUAAUAAACCUAAUGUGGUCUGUAGGUAUUAGUCAUACACAACUAUUUUAGUAGUGACUAGUUGCAUCUAUUUUAUUUGAUUUACGUAAUCAGAUUUUCAAAAUGCAUUAAUGCAGGUUUAAUCAGCAUAAAUCUGUUCAUUGUAAAACAAUUACAUUUAAGUUAAAGAAUAUGAACAAGGUUAAAAUGUGUCUGGCUAUGGAACAAGAAAUGUUCUGUUAAAAUCAAUGAGACUGAAACAAACUGGAUUUAUUAAUAAUAAAUAAAUAAAAGAAAUCGAUAAAAUCAGUUUAUCAGUACUAUUACAUAAAUCUGAAUUGUUUCAUUUAUGUAUGACUGACAAACACACAUCACAGUAAGUUUAUUAGUCUGUUAAUAUUAAAACUAUCACGCAAAUCAAUGGAAAUCUUAUAUGCAGUUCAAAUACGGAAAUCUUACAUUUAUUCCUAUAUAUUUUAGUGAAUGUCCUUUUGAAAUGUUCUUGUGCAAAAGUGAUUUCUGAAAGGGUUUUGAUAUUUUUCGGUUUCUUUUUGAGCUUUGGUAGUUUUCCGGGGAGUUUGUAACGAAUCAAAUGAUGCAAUAAUUAUCAGGACUUUUGGAGUUUUUGCAGUGAAUGUAAAAGUGUUUACUUUUUGUCAUAAAUGUACAGCAUGAAUGUUUUUAGUACACUUUAGUAUGCAAAAAUAAAUCUGUCAUGUGUGCGGCUGCUGAUCCCACUGAUCUGAUGCUGCUUUACUCCGAAGUUUGUGUGGCUUUAUAUGCUGAGCCUCUGAACUCAUUUUAUUUCUCAAUAAAAGCACUUCCCAGUUCCCAGUUAAGAAAAAUA
This is a messenger RNA of Puntigrus tetrazona (Sumatra barb), 3909 nucleotides long. Its product is annotated as dolichyl-diphosphooligosaccharide--protein glycosyltransferase subunit STT3B-like. The transcript has 16 exons. The coding region runs from base 163 to 2529 and encodes 788 amino acids. Gene Ontology annotation, biological process: post-translational protein modification. Gene Ontology annotation, cellular component: membrane. The record is from RefSeq and is a predicted model, not a curated record. NCBI's taxonomy places the organism in Eukaryota, Metazoa, Chordata, Actinopteri, Cypriniformes, Cyprinidae. Gene Ontology annotation, molecular function: dolichyl-diphosphooligosaccharide-protein glycotransferase activity.